AUGUUAUCUUCCCACAAACAAGGUGUUGUCACCAAUAUUCAGGUGAUAAACAAGGAGCAGAGUCUCAAUGGUACAAGUAAGUUGUCCAACAAGCACGGAGUUGGCACUGAUAUUGAGAUGGGAAACAUGGAAACUCACAAAAAAACAGACAUGUUAUCUUCCCACAGAGAAGGUGUUGCCACCGACACUCAGGUGAUAAACAAGGAGAAGAGUCUCAAUGGUACAUUUAAGUUAUCCAACAAGAACGGAGUUGCCACUGAUAUUGAGAUGGCAAACAUGGAGACUCACCAAAAAACAGACAUGUUAUCUUCCCACAAACAAGGUGUUACUACUGAUAUUCAGGUGAUAAACAAGGAGCAGAGUCUCAAUGGUACAAUUAAGUUAUCCAACAAGCACAGAGUUGCCACUGAUAUUGAGAUGGGAAACAAGGAGCGUGGGGUUAAUGGUACAAUUAAGUUACCCAACAAGCACGGAGUUGCCACUGAUAUCGAGGUUGGAAACAAGGAGCGCAGGGUCAAUGGUACAAUUAAAGGUCAGCCAUUAACUAUGUCUAAACCAAAGACAUUGGCUCAAUCUAAACCAAAGGCUUCUUCCAUGUCUCCUGGUGCUGAUCAUAUUGCUGAAGCGUCUAAAAGACCUCCUCAUCCCGAUUCCAAGUAUCUGAACCAGAUACUCUCAGUUCCCAAGAUGGACGAGUGGUCUGGAUUUUAUGACCAGGAAUGGUUGCUUGGAAGCAAGAGUACUCUGGUUAGGAAACCCGACGUGUGUCUUGAUGAAGUUAAGGACCAUCAGGACCAAGCUAAGCUAUUUGGCUCGGAGAUGCCCAUGCUGGGCUCUCGAUUGGAUUCUUUCUCACCUUCCUACUCUGAUGGCUGCAUCAAGUUCUGA
This is a messenger RNA of Solanum tuberosum (potato), 888 nucleotides long. RefSeq lists its product as uncharacterized. The record is from RefSeq and is a predicted model, not a curated record. Lineage: Eukaryota; Viridiplantae; Streptophyta; Magnoliopsida; Solanales; Solanaceae. The transcript has 2 exons. Bases 1 to 888 code for a protein of 295 amino acids.